This is a messenger RNA of Theobroma umbraticum, 1537 nucleotides long. RefSeq names its product carboxyl terminus of HSC70-interacting protein (gene CHIP). Gene Ontology annotation, molecular function: protein-folding chaperone binding; ubiquitin protein ligase activity. Gene Ontology annotation, cellular component: cytoplasm. NCBI's taxonomy places the organism in Eukaryota, Viridiplantae, Streptophyta, Magnoliopsida, Malvales, Malvaceae. Gene Ontology annotation, biological process: protein quality control for misfolded or incompletely synthesized proteins; proteasome-mediated ubiquitin-dependent protein catabolic process; protein polyubiquitination. The record is from RefSeq and is a predicted model, not a curated record.
UUUUUUGUGUUGAUGUGUGUAAGGGUCGUAGUUGUGAAAUUUCUCAAAAUUCGAAAAGCGUUGCGUGUUGGCGUUGCUUCCACUAGGAACGCUCUUGAACCCUAUUCGAAACCGUGCUGCUUCCCGUCUCUCAAUUUCAUUUCACACGUUUAAAUAUAAAACUUGCCUUUCAUUCCAAGCAGAAACUUCUAGACAAAGCGCAAGAGGAAGGAAAAACGCAGAUUUAAUUGGCGUUGCGAAAGACACAGAUUUCAUUUCAAGAAAGAGAAAAGCAAAGAUCAUCAGUUUACGCUUGACCGUGAAAUAAAAUAUAAAGAAAAGAAUGGGGCCGGGUUCUGCAUUGAGCGCAGCGGCGAAACAAGCGGAGCAAUUGAGGAAAGAUGGGAAUAAUUAUUUCAAGAAAGGUCGUUUUGGGGCUGCCAUUGAUGCUUAUACUGAGGCGAUUACUUUAUGCCCUAAUGUUCCUGUGUAUUGGACGAAUCGCGCUCUUUGCCAUCUCAGGCGCGAUAAUUGGUUGAGCGUAGAGCAGGAUUGCCGGAGAGCUAUACAGCUUGACUACAGUUCUGUGAAGGCACACUACAUGCUGGGACUGGCCUCGCUAAAGAAGGCAGAAUCUGAUGAAGGGGUCAAGGAACUACAAAAGGCAAUGGAUCUAGGAAGGGGUGCAAAUCCAAAGGGUUAUAUGGUGGAGGAGAUUUGGCAGGAGCUUGCAAAAGCAAAAUACCUGCAAUGGGAGCAUGCAUCAACCAAACGUUCAUGGGAAUUGCAAAGCUUGAAGGAAGUUUGUGAAAUUGCUCUUAGAGAAAAACCUAUUGUUGAUGGUUCUUAUUCAGAAGAUGAUCGUUCAAAACAUCUGGAGGCUCUGGGACUAGUGUUUAGGGAAGCUGGUGAAGCUGACCUCCCUAGUGAGGUGCCGGAUUACUUGUGUUGUAAAAUCACACUUGAUAUUUUCCGUGAUCCUGUCAUUACUCCAAGUGGAGUUACAUAUGAGAGAGCGGUGAUCCUUGACCAUCUUCAAAAGGUUGGUAAGUUUGAUCCAAUCACGCGAGAGCCACUCAAUCAAUCCCAGCUUGUACCUAACUUGGCAAUGAAGGAGGCAGUCCAAGCAUAUUUAGAUAAACAUGGUUGGGCUUACAGGGCGAACUAAAGGACGAAUGUUCUGAUAAUUUUGCUGAACAUGCGAUGACUUAGCUAGGGUGAUGACAAGUAUUGUGAAGAUAUUGGUCAGAGCUGCCGCAUCUGUUCGGUAUAUAUCAUCAAACAUGUUUGGUAGAUAUAGAUAAUUUUGUGUUGGCUUCAGUGUGUAAUGCCAUGCCAUUUACCAGGGCAUGUGAUCGUCUGGAAAUGUACAGUUAUUCUUGUAACAUUUACUUGACAUUGUACAGAUUUAGUUAGUAAAACUAAAUCAUGCUAUAGAUGAGUGGCCUUGUAAGGGUUGGAAAGAGACCAAUUUACAUUGCUACAGUGGGGAAUGUCGGUUCUUUGUCAGGACUAAUGGGUGCAUGUUUCAUCUAUCAAUUUUUACGGUUUUGUUCUA